AUGACUCCACGAUGCUGCAUCCUGGCUGUAUCAGCCGCUCUCUGCAUCCUCUUGUUCCUCUGCUCACACGGAGCCCCAGUGUCCCCCACAGACACUCAUCUGAUGCUGUGCCAGCCACACAGGAGAUGUGGGGACCAGUUCUAUGACCCCUUGCAGCACUGUUGCUAUGAUGAUGCUGUGGUACCCUUGGGCAGGACCCGAAAGUGUGGCAACUGCACAUUCAGGGUCUGCUUCGAGCAGUGCUGCCCAUGGUCAGUUAGGAGGCCCCAGGAAUCCUUCGUGGUGAAGGUGAAAGGUCAAAACUGUUACUUGGCCCCAUCCUCAGAUGAUAGGAUUUGUCGCAGGUAAGGUUCUGGUCCUUCCAAGGGAUGAGGGGGUGCAGGAGAGCAGGGAGUGUCUGGAUGCCUGUUCUAUGACUCAACCCCCCCAGCACUUUUCUCCGUAUCCUUCUGUCCCUGUCCACCCACUCUAUUCAAUCUACUUCUCUCUUUUUCUCUGCUUGUUUCUUUCUCC
Messenger RNA from Vicugna pacos (alpaca), 513 nucleotides. Its product is annotated as insulin growth factor-like family member 1. NCBI's taxonomy places the organism in Eukaryota, Metazoa, Chordata, Mammalia, Artiodactyla, Camelidae. Gene Ontology annotation, molecular function: signaling receptor binding. The record is from RefSeq and is a predicted model, not a curated record.